UAAGAGAGCUCGUUCGCAAAAGUCACAUUUGUUGUUAAUUGGAGUGAACGCGUCGCGACGUUUGAAGAGCUCAGCAAAGUAUCAAAAUAUUUAAAAAACAUUACAAAGCCAAAAACUAGAACUUAAUGUACGAUAUCUUUCUAUAAUUAAUUUGGAUUAUAAGCGAAAACGACUUGCAAUAGUUAAGGAACAAGAAUAAUAACAAAUUGUGAUAAAACAUGCAAAGGGUGUAAUUCUGAAGUGAAACUUUGAAGACUUAACACCAAAGUGGUACAGAAAAGAUUUUCGUACGCUCACACUCGUAGAAGAUUGUCGUGGCCUACGAAAAGCAACAGCAAAUUCUGACCUCAAUACGUUUGUAAGGCCAGACAAAAAGGGCGUUGUGACUCUAUACCGCUGCUACUUACUUGUUAACGUUAUGCACUUACAGAGUUGAAACGUCGAAGUCAGUGAGAACGUGAACGGCGUAACAAUCGUUGCAACUGUUUCUUUGAUCGUGUGCGCUAAGAGUCAGUUGUAUUGUCGCGCGGUGUGUCAUUUAAACGGUACGUCAGUUCGCCCGUCUGUCGGUGGUAUAUUAAUCGUCUAUUACGAACUGUGCAUGUCUGAAAGAGAUAACAAGUCUGUAUAACCGUCUUUGAGUGCGUUCUGAACAAACAAAAACAAACACUAAAGCGAAGGACUAAGUAGGUAUACGAACAUACCAUCUCUGCGGGUCGUUUGUUGUUGGACUCUUAAAAAACCGUAAUAAAAAGAUUGUAAAGGGAAUCGAUUUUCUGCAGCAGUGCCAACAAUAAAAUCAGCUGUCGUGGCACUCAGAACCUACCCAAGUGCAGACGCGCGAAACUGAGUGAAACGCCAAACCACUCAAAGUGAGCGCUCAUACGCUGAAUAGUAACCACUAACAGUAAGCAAGGAGAACGGAGUGGGAAGAGCCACAUACACAGCCGAUUCCCGUAUUUGCCGCAGUCGACUUCAACUUUACUGCCACAGAAUUCAGAGCUCAGAGACGACGCCGAAGAAGAAUACUGAACCAUAAACUACCAGAUAGUAAACGAGAGCAGACAUUAAGAAUUUUUUUCACAACACUUAUUAUUGGUCAUAGUAAAUAGACGGUCGGUAAAGCGGUGAAUAAAGGAAAAACAUUAGCGUCUCCGUCACGUAAAGCAAAUCUAAUUAAUUCAACAUUACAGCUCAUUGCAGUUGCAACUAAACCAACACACACACAGACGCAAAGAUAAUUAAAUUAAGGCUGAUUAAUUUUUUUGUAAGAAAAAAGACAAUUACAAAAGCAAAGUGUAUUUUUAGUUCUUCGUGAGUAAAGACUGAUAAAAAGUAACGACAAGGAUUAUUCCAAAAAUACAACAAUACAAAAAAUCAAUAAUAUAAUAAUUAAUAAUAAGAAGAACGCGAAGCCAAUGCAAUUAAAGCAACAAAACCACAUUCGCAAUUACGGGUUGACUAAAUACGUUAAAAAUUAAAUAACUAGUUCAUGUGAAAUAAAUAUAUGUAGAAUAAAUUACAUAGAAUACGCCUAAAAUACCAGUAAUUAAGAAAAAAAGUAAAUAUAUAUUUCUACCUACAUACUUGCUAAAUAAAACACAAGGAAAUGAUAUAACAAAGUAAACAACAGCAACAUAUGGAUUAACGUUCCUGAUAUAAUUAACAAGAAWCACCCCAUCCACACAAAAGGAUCUGCGCAUACCUGCACAUCUAGCGGAGUAAUAUCAACUGUAUAUAUAGAGCUGGUGUCAGCUUUGCAUUCCAUUAACAAGCAUAGUUUCACUACAAGAAAAGCUCCAAAAGCAACCGCGAAUCGUAGAAUAUAUUGAAUGUUGAUUGCCAUACCGUUUAGAUAUUACUUGAUAGCAUCAGCAACCUUUUGGAUAACCGUCGCUAGUGUCAGUUGUGUAUUGUUUGAGUUUCGAAAUUACAUUAAAUUAUUAUCGUCAUUUGAAACACCAGUGCCUGAAGAUAACAAGUGCAAGAAAAUAAUUGAAUUGAAUGAUUCAAAAUAUAGCAAGAAUCAAAAGCAAAAAUUCUGUGCUCGAAAUACAUUUCGUAAAUAUUUCGCAACUCCUUACGCUUUACUAUAAAAGAAAUAACCCAAACAAGGAAAUUAGUGCCAACAAAAACAAAAGCAAAAGCAAGCUAAGCAGCAAUAAAGUUAGAUUGUGUUUGUUAAAAUUGAGUCCUUCCAUGUGAAUUCACCCGCAAUAUUGUGAAGAGAGCUUAUGAUAUAAAAUAAAAGAAAUUGCGGGGUAGUGUUUAUAACGAAUUCCAUGUGAAUAAAAAGAAGUGGGAAACUUGUGUGUGAAAGCCAGUCUUUAAGAUCGCAAAAAUUAUUAACGAAACUAUUGCCAAAAUGACGAUGGCUGCGUGCUACGCCAAUUAUGAAAUGUCUUUACCACACAGCAUGUCCACAGCGGCGUUGCUAAGUGCUCAACAUCAUCACCAUACUCAGCUCAAUCACAGCCAUAGUCACCACCAACAACAACAGCAGUCGCAGCAAACACAUCAUCAGCAACAACAGCAAAUUUACCACCACACGCAGCAACAACAUCAGCACCACCAGCAGCAACAUCACUCGCAAUCAUCCAAUGGUGUGACAACGUCGUCGUCGUCCACAUCCAUGGCGGCGGCGACGCCGGCUGGCCGAGGUGGUAAUGCCUCGACAGUCACCCCCGCCGUCGCCGCCACCAACUCAGUUAUAAGCAGCACCAAYAUUGGCAGUGCCAACAUCACCAACAGUCGCAGUAACAGCAACAGCAGUACCAACAUUAGUAAUGGUGCAACGUUGUCGGCUGGUACAACGGUGGCGAUCAUCAGCUCCGGCGGCACUGCGACACCACAGAAAGAUUAUUCCAUUCCAUUGCAUGUAGACUGCAGCGUAGAGUACGAAUUACCAAAUCAACCCAAACCACCGGUAGGCCAACGAGUAGAGCCAUUGCUGAUGAUCCAUCCCUGUUACUUUCGUAAAAUGGAAUCGCAACGGCGCAGUCCUUUUGUUAACAAUAUGCCGGCGUCAGCGCGCAACACUGCGUUGUUGGUGAGUGGCUUAAGUAGCUCCUCAACGUCGACGGCCACGAGUGGGGCGGCGUCAUCGGCGGCGAGUACGUCUGGUGCAACUGCGACCGGCUCAUCAGCGCGUCGUGCAGCUGCGCGUCAAUCUCAGGUUAUACAGCAACAGCAGCAGCUCCAGACACAGCAACACUUGCAGCAGCAUCAAGUAGUUGCUCAAUACCAACAACAGCUGCAGCAGCAACAAUUGCGACAGUCAACUCAACAACAGCAGCAGUCACAGUUACAACAGGAGCAGCAGCAGCAGCAGCUCCAACAGCARCAGAUGUCGCAAAUGUCCCAACAAGCGCAUUAUCCAGUGGUAGUGGCGCAUCACCAUUUGAGCCACCAUCAACAACAAACGCAGCAACAAAAAGUGGUGCAACAACAAGCUAGCAUUGCCUCAUCUGCUCCACCAUCCUCUUCUGCCUCAACAGCGGUGUAUAUUGAGCACGCCAGUGCAGUGAGGAGAGCAGCAGCCGCGGCUGCUGUGCAUCACCGUAGUAACCAAAGCCGUGCCGCAAGCGCUGUUGCUAGCAAUGCCAGCCAAGUGCAUCAGCAACAGCAACUGCAGCGUCCAAGCCAAAGCACAACUGCUUCGAUUGCGGCCGUCGCCGCCGCCGCCGCAGCAGCCGCCGUUACCUCUCAAAGCCAGCAGAAUAUUCUAAGCCAGAAUGCCUCACAAUGGGACCAGUUGGCAGCGAUAGCCGCUCGCUCUUCGAUGACACCAGCCGCGGCUGCGGCUGCUGUCCACUCCAGCCAAAUGUUGGCACCACGCAGCACGCCCACCUUAUUCGGCAAAAGUCUGUCCGCAGUAGGCAAACGAGAUGCCAUGAUUUCCGGCGGCGUAUACGGUGGCAGUGCUGCGACGGCAGCUAGCAGCGUAGCCACGCUUCACAACGGAAAGCAACAACAGCAGCAAAUGCAUUGUUUGCCCACUGGGGCGAUGUGGGCCGAUCCCAGCAGCGUGGCGUCAGCCUCAGCGGCCACCUCGUCCACAGCGUCGGCGCUGAUGGUCGAUCGCAGCCCAAUGGCAACAGUUCCUAGCAACUAUCAGGCUGGGCCUGAUACCACCCCGACGAUAAGUACACACUACACACGUGAUGAAAAGCUGAGCGGCAAAUACCGGCAGUACUUACGAUCGCAGCGCAUGCAUCCUUACUUGUCCGCGACAACAACGAAUGUGGCAGCCGUCGCUGCAGCAGCUAAUCUCGGCCAAACAUUUCCACAGUUCGCGGCCACGCCAUCGUUCCAGCAUCUACAGCAGAUUUCCUGCUACAAUGUAUGAUCGACUUGAACCACUGACACAACAGUUGCGGCAACAGCAGCCUCAGUAGCAAAACAGCAGUAGUGAAAACUGUAAGUGUUCCACCAAGUGAUUAAGUGCAGUGCAGCUAGCAAAUUGCUUCUUGUGAACGCUGUAAGGUUGAGCGCGUGUGCGCCGUUCUACACCGGGUCUUUGGUCGACAUUAGACAGUUGAAAUGAACAAGUCACAUAGCUUUCGGAGUUAGCCGAUACCACGCAACGCGUUUAAUGGAGUAGUGGUAGUAUAAAUGGUAAAAUUAUUUGUUAAACAAACUUAUGGAUUACUUUCAAAUGCCAGAUAGCGCAUUUCGUAACAUAAAAAGGCAAAAAAGCUAACCAAAAUUACAUAAAUAAAAAUUAUAAGAGAAAAAUUAAUGUUAAGCGAUAGCUGCUAAAUUGUUAUAUUGAUAAAGAACCCAUUAGAAAAUGUUUGGAAAUAAGACUAUACUAUUAGAAAAUGCAACAAAUUGCCGAUAUUUAUGUACCGUAACGCUACACCAUCGACGAAUCGAACAGUUACAUGCUUAACGAACAUACUUAAAUGCUUCAACGUUAUUGUUAAACGCUUGCAAUAAAAGCUAUAGGGUAGAAAGCAUUUGUAGGUGUGUAAGCCCAGGCGGUCCUAUUGUACCGAAGCAAUGUUUCGCCGACGGCUCGUGCAUCUAUUUAGGAUACUAGCACAUGUCGACCGUAUUGGCAGCUGAGAAUGCCGUCGGCAUUUUAAAUUUAGCCGACGCRUGUUAUUUGUAUGCAUUGUAUGUAUURUAUGUGUGUGCGCCUCUGAUUAUUUAAUGCAGACGCUUUCAAGACCUGUUCCAUGUUACUUGCUUGCGUGCUUUGGCGGUGCAACCUGAAAUAACUUAAAUAUGCAGUAAAGCCCACCAAGCUUAUGGGCCUUCCGCGGCGAAGAGAAAUAAAAUCGAAUUUGUGUGUACUUGCCGAAGUGAAUUGCUUAACGUUMCAGACGCCCGUUUUCCGUAAAAGUGUAAGGCACACACACACACACACGUACAUGGAAAAGCGUAUCUGCAUGACCGUCAGUACUUAAUUUGUAUUAAUGCUUUACUUUUUCUCUCCUCCUUUUUUUAAAUAAAAUUUUAAGUUUGUACUGCUUUAUUCACUGUAAAUAUGUAUGUGUACUUGUUGUUGUCCAAAUCUCAUUUGUUGUUUGUAGUUCAUGAGUUCGUUCGAAAGCGCGUUUAUCAGCAGAAACGAAUGACCUUCAGAGCUUUCGUUUCAUCAGCACUUUCUUGAAUUCCUUAAUUGAUGUGAUAUUUAAUUUAAUACACACGCUUGUGAAAUUCCCAAAUUAACAGCGCUAUAAAAUAUAUUAGUGUAGUAGUAAUUUAAUUGAAAAGAGAUUAAAUAAAAAUAAUUCAUAUUCAAAAGUUAUAUUAUGAAUGGAAAUGUGUUUUGUUUUAUAAUUGUUUUUGGUUUCAUAUAUAUAGAAACAUACAUAGAUUGGUAGAUCCGCGGGUGUUUUUGUGUGCGCUUAAUUUUUCAAACAUGACGCGUUCGGCGGAUCGCCUUUCUGUCCGCCGGCCUCCUGUCGUCUUACGUUGUCCAAAUGACCAGUCGCAGUUGGGUUGUUGUUGUCGCUUGGCCGAUUUGUCUGUCGCUGGCGUAUUAUGAUUACUUUAUUUAUUUUGUCUAUUCAUUAUGCGCCUUAUUUCAAUGAGACUGCCCGCAUUUGGGUCAGCCCCACAGAAAUUAUAAAUUUAAAUUAAAUAUACAAAUUAUACUCGCACACAAAUUUCGGUUUUAUGACUUGACAACGCACCACGCACAUACAUAUGUAUGUAGGUAURCACAUUUAGCGUACAUUGUACCACCGAGCGGCAGUCCAACGCCUUUUAUGUGAAUUCAUUUUUUAAAAUUGCUGUUUUUCGUUUUAAGUACAUAUUUAUUUCGAGUCACUGGAUGAUUGUUAGUUUCGCUUUGUUUUUUGGUUGAGCUGRGAAUAUUGCUCUUGCUAAAUAAUUAGCCUCGUUUAAUAACGAGGCUGACUUUGUUGCUGCAUUUGCACUCGUGAAUGCAAGUAUCUAUAAUUAAUUGUGUCUACUUUGUGUGUUCAGUGGAUUUAGUGAUACAAAUGAAUCUGUCAAAGAGUGUUUCUGGCGGUAUGCAGCGCUGGCGGCAGUAUCAAUGAUUGGGUAGAGUUUUCUGUCGCAACGACGUUGCUUCUGAAAGUUUCUCCUUACGAGUUGGGACAAUUAAAAAAAGAACAAAUUUUCGUGGUCACUUUCCGUUGUAUAUUCAACACGCUUAGUAYACAAAACGCUUCUUACAAUUACAUGCCACUUCUAUUUAUACAAAAUUGGUUAGUUUAAUUCUAUAUUAAUGUUGUUGUAAGCUACUAUGUAAAGCAACCACUUGCUGAUCAGCGAAAGUUCGUCAGCAAAAGUCUCCCAGAUUGCUUUUAAGCAGGUCACUAAUUUUGAUUAUGACGGCCGCUUGUGAAAAUAAAGUCUGCUACUUCACAAUAAAUGCUAUGCUCGCGCAUGCAGCGCCAGUUCUAAGUAAUUAAUAUGUUUCUGCUUAAGUAAGCUUGGGAUCGGAAAUGAAWUGUAUGAAUUGCUAUAGUUUGGGGUGUUAACUUGCAUAAUUCAGGCUUAAAUCUCAGCGACCGUCCCCGACUAAGUUCCUCCAAGACUGUUACGGAACAGACAUACGUACGCGUUGACUGAACAUUACGUAUGACAAAUACUAGCUACAAGAAUACUUUUAAUACAAUUAGCACUCAACAAAAUAAUAAUAAUAAUAAUUAGCUGCAUACAUAUGUACAUACUACAGYAUGUAUAAAUAUACACAUGAAGCAAUGAGGUAAUUAAUGUUCCAUAUUAGCUGUUCUAUGAGCAAUAACAAUUUACUAAUUAAUCAAUGCAUACGGGAAGUCACAGUUAGCAGCGCAUGCGCGUAUACAAAGCGCAUAUACAUAUACACCUAUGUGCGUACGUACAUAUAUACAUACAAUAUAUAUUAUGUAGAUAUAUAAAAUUAUUGAUUAUGCCGCAUAGAAACAUGUAAACUUCAAAUGGCUCUAGCAUGCAUUACGCCAGAAAGUAUGUAGAACGGAAACAUGACAGCAUGAAACACGAAAUUAUACUACAAAAGCGCCUGCAACAACAAUAUCUAAUGUCGGUUGAGCGGAGGAAGCACUUAAAAGCAAAUUAAAUGGGUUGAAGUUUGGUUGACGAUGAGCAAACAGCSGCAGAGCAAUGGCAACUGGCUGGUGAUCAGCUGACCACCACCGUGGUGGACCGGCCAAAGCGGCAGGUAGCGRGGUAAAGCGGGGUUGUARGAUUUUCGUUAAGUSAACAUUGAAACGAAUCUAUUGUUAUGGAUUUACUCGCAUUUCAGUUGAAAACAUUUAAAAUUUGAAACGGGUCGGUGUAACCGGUUGAAGGGUAUCGUGGGCAGUAAUAGCAAUAAAGUGCGAUGAACUGCAGGAGACAAAAAUCACUUUAUCAAAAGACACAUACACAAACACAAACACUCAUGUAGUUGAUUGUUUGGAAAGGUGCGACUGCUGAGGUGAAUAAAACUGCUUUUGUUAAAUAACGAGGCCUCACAGACCAGAUUUCACGUCGCAAACACAAUUCAUUGCCAGAAAAUUGUACGUUUCACGUAUAACAAUAGACUGAGACGCCCACAACUGAGUUCCGACCGCAAGCAUGCAGUAUGUUCAGCUUGUCAAGCGCGUUUUAAACUUACUCUCUUCCCUGACGUUGUAUAUCUCGCGUAGAAAUUCUCUUUCAGCUUUCGAGCAACCAUUAUGCUAAAAACAAAAAAAUGUAGAUGACAAGUAGACGGCGACUUAUAUAAAAGUACAUACAUAGUACUUGCAUACAUACAUACAUAUGUAUAUGGCUGCUUACGAUAUUGUAUAAUAGAAAGUACAUUAACAUAUUCGAAUAGAUAUCUAUGCUGAAGAAUUAUUGAAACUAUUUAUAUACAUACAUAUACAUACUCGUACAUACGGGAUAUGAUAAGCACAUCUGCCACAUUAGAUAUGACAAAUACAGAAUUUGGGACAGACAGAUCUACAGACAUAAGGACCCACARGUACCCGCAUGCGUGCGAAUGAAGGAGCGCCCUGCAGCGCUUCGUGAGUCGGCAAACAUAAAAAGCACCAAGCCACACAUCCUUUUCUUUAAGCGAUUUGAAAUCGGCAAAUCGAAYUYUAGUUGGGGCGUAUUGAAGGCGAAGGCUACUUUAGUAUAGAAAAUGCCUGACCUUCGAUCAGCAACUUCUGCAGAUUACUCAUUUUAAACAACAAGAUAGUCAAAUUUGUUAGAACUAACGUCGCGGACAUUAAGACAAGAACUCCAGGCACAGGCAAUUGUAGCUAAUAUCGUUGCAAGUAAAGUAUAGAACUAGAACUGAAUAAGUGAAAUACAAAAAAAAUAUAUACAUAUGUAUCAUAUAUACAUACAUACACACAUUCACAAAUAGACAUUCAUACGAAAUAAAAACGUAACGGUAAUAACUUAGAACUGAAUGCAAAAGUAAUUACCAACUAAAAUGUUAGAGUCGAGCCGAGAAGGCCUCGCUAACUACCUCUAUAUGCUAUAAUUUGUAAGUAUGUACAUAUGUAUGUGUAUGWGAYGCAUUUUGCCCUUCAUGAAGACMGAAUUGCCAAACGCAUACAUACAUACAUACACAUAUAAAUAACUAAAUAAAUAUGUAUUCCGAAAUAUUAUUUUUGGAUGUUCCCAUAUAAUUUGAAUAUGCAAAUGCAUUGCAAGCCGUUAAGCAUAAUCAUAUGCAUUUAUACACACAUACACAGGCUCUUGUAGAUCAGCGAAUGCACACAUGUAUAUGUGCAUAUGCAUGUAUACUUGGGUAUAGUUUUUUGGCUGAUUUUGAAGUAAAAAACCGAGAAGAUUAUGAUAACAUCACAAACAAAUCCACUUACAUAAAUGUAUUAUGUAGAAAAGAAAAUAUGUAUAUAGACACGCAUUAGUAAUAUCAACAAUGGUACAGACUUAUGCAUAUGUAUGUAGCAUACAAACACACGAAAACAUACAAACACGUAUAGUUUCAUGAAUUAAAUGUGAUAGUAGUUUUAUAUUGAUUAUUCAUUAAUUGACAAGUGAAGCGAACGUUUUCGACUCAUUUAUGUUAUUAUUGUAAUUUUUAGUUUUCUAUUUAAAUCAUUAAUUAUUGCAUUAUGUACAAUAACAAAUAUAGGAGUAUUAUUAUGAGUUUGAUAUGUAAAAAUGUAAAAUACCUUUGUUGCAAACCUGUAAAUCACAUGGGUAUGUAUGUAGAUGUAAA
Molecule: messenger RNA, 9646 nt
Organism: Bactrocera latifrons
Lineage: Eukaryota; Metazoa; Arthropoda; Insecta; Diptera; Tephritidae
Gene: corto
Product: centrosomal and chromosomal factor
Exons: 1
Coding region: 2366-4348 (660 amino acids)
Source: RefSeq, a predicted model, not a curated record